AAUGCCUUGCGGUGUCCCAGUUCCAAUCCCAAUGCGAUGUAUUUACCAGCAGGAGUAAUGAAACGGGGAGAGGGGCAUUUUCCGCAGCUUAUUGGGGAGACCGCAGAAGACUAGCGCACAGAGAGGACAUACAAAAACUUUCGGACAGAGGACCAAAACGUCAUUUUUUUUGACGGCGUCGGUAGCCUUUUAUUCAGUUUUCUGUCCGACAGCCAAAACGUUACUUUGUCGCAGUUGGUUGGAAGUGAUUUUGUGGGCAAUGGUAAAAGAGGGACACAUUUUGCGGAAUUCUCGCCUUUACCUGUGUUUCCCCCCGAAACUUCACUUCGGAUAGGAAACACUGAGUUGAAUCCUGUUUGCGCCAUUAAGCAAAGUAGCCAGAGGGGCUUUAGCUGCCCUGCACCACUGGAGCCUUCAAUAAUGUCGGGGCCAACACAACACAACCGGCUCCAUCGCUUCUGACCCAACAUGGAGCUCAAAGUCUGGGUGGAUGGCGUCCAGAGGGUCGUCUGUGGGGUCACUGAGGCAACCACUUGCCAGGAAGUGGUUAUUGCUCUGGCACAAGCCAUAGGCCGCACUGGGAGAUAUACUUUGGUAGAAAAAUGGCGGGACACUGAGCGUCACCUAGCCCCUCAUGAGAGUCCUGUGGCCUCUCUUAACACCUGGGGCCAGUAUGCUGGUGACGUCCAGCUGAUUCUGCACCGCACAGGCCCCUCCCUGACUGAACGACCCCCCUCUGAAGGACCCCCUCUCAGGGGGCCUGAACGUGGUCUGCACCGGCAGAGCCUCCCUCCCCUCGCAAAGCUUCGUCAUCCCAAUGAUCGCUCCCUGCGACGCCGUGAACCGCGCCGAAAGUCUCUGACUUUCACUGGUGCACCAAGAGGCCUUAGGGAGAUACUGAGCGGAGGCCGAAUCGGCGAGGCUGAGGCUAAACGCAGACUCCUCCUAGGAAACGGUGGGAAUCACCACCAUGGACCAGCCAUUGGGACUGCAUCGCCUGGCCUGUGGGCCUGUCGCAUGGAAGAUCUUGUCAGACUGGUCGGUCUGCAGAGAGAGACUCUGAAUGUGCUGGAGAAAAAGCUGGAGGCCUAUGAAGCGGAGCUCCAGGGCUGGGCUGAAGGGCGAGGGGGGCGAAGUGGAGGGUGCAUUGGGGACCCAGGUGGAGGCGGAGGGCUGAUAGAAGAGAUCCUGAGGCUGGAAAAGCAUCUGAGGAAGAACGACGUGGAGAUGGAGGAGGAGGAGUUUUGGGCCACUGAGCUGCAGAUUGAGCUAGAGAGUGAGAGACAGCUGGAGGAAAGACUGCAGGAGCUUAGAGGACGUCUGCAGGGCUGUGAAAUGGAGAUCGAAGAAAAGCUGGCAAUGGUACAGGGUGUGGAGGCAGGCCUGGAAGAGGAGCGGCUGCAGAGGGAGCGGCAGGAGACCCAGUGGGUCAGUGAGGCAGAGGCUCGGGCUCAAGUGCUCAGGGUCAAAGCAGAACUGAAAGCCCAGGAGAGACAGGCUGUCCAGCUGGAGAGCAGCUGCAGGGCUGUGGACAGGUCACUUGGACAAAGCAGCAAGAAACUGCAGGACAUGCAGCACGAGCUGGAACAGCUGACCAAGGAGCUGAGGCAGGUUAACCUGCAGCAGUUCAUCAAGCAGACCGGCACCAAGGUCACAGUGCUGCCGGCUGAACCCAGUGAGGAUGACAGUACUCACAACAGUCAUGGUAUAGAUUUAGUUCCCCUGUCUGGCUCCCUGAAGCGUCCUGUUUCAUCACACUCCAUGACCAGUCAACUCCGGGUCCUCCACAGCCCUCUCACUUCAGGCCUGAACCCGGAGGGGAUCUAUGUGUGAGACGGCUCUGCUCAGAGGGAACAGGUCCCGUCUCCCCUCCAGAGUCCAUUUCACCGCAGAACACAUUUGUAAGUGGAUAUCUUUGUACAGGAUACCUCAGUAGCACACUACUAUGCACUGUUGUCUCCACUACCUGAAGGCAACUUCGAGUGUGAAGACUCAAAUAGUGAAGGAACAAUGUUGAUCUUGCAAUAGAGCACUUGGUGGAAAUGAGAAAUGGUUGGAGGGCAUGACGAUAAAAUACAGCAGCAGCACCAGAUGUCAUGGUCGCACAGUCUCUGAAUAUAUUAUGACUUUCUAAACAACAGGCUGUUGUGGACUUCCUUUAUUACCAUAUCCACUUAAUGUACUUUUACUCUAACUUUAGUACCUGCUGAAUGAUUUUUUUAUUGUUUUCUCACUCAAGCAUCACACAUUCAGAAACAUUAUUGGAAUUAUUUCUGAUCAUAUUCAACAUCUUUAAAUGUCCAUGAUAUCAUGUGAUGAAAUGAGGAGCAGAUAGCUUCUUCUAUAUUUACUUAUAACAGUUUAGUGUCUUUGCGAGUGAUUUACCCGUCAGCCACCUCAAGUCUCUCACUGCAGCUGUAGCAUCCAGAUGCUGCGGGAUGAUGACGGCCCCCCUGCAGCGUCCAGUCUCACUGCAGCAGCCCUCGACGUCAAACGAUAACAGCGUGGAGCUCGACCGGUGCAAAAAGUCCAUUUUAAUUUGUCUGUCGAGCUGCACAAUUGUACAAUGAGAGUUUGCAACACAUAUAAAUUAACAUUUCAAUACAAGACACCAUAAUCAAAUUGCAUUUACAAAACACGCCACGCCAGCCGCACCACUGCAACGCCCCCCAGCGUGCAACCAAACAACUGCGACGACACGCCAGUCAGUUCGCCACACUUCGCUUCGCCCGCCGAACACUCCACAACAUGUUCUUCACUCGGCCCAAACUGUGCACUAAGCCACGAACAAACACGUUUGAGUGUAGUGUCACGCUGGCAACAAACAAUAAUCGCAACAAAGAAAGUUUUACAUUUACCAUGCUAAUCUGCUCUCUCUGCUCGAGGAUACCUGCUCGCGGUGUGGCCAAUCUGGCGUGUGACGACACUAUCGUUUUUUUAAUACAGUUUCUGGGGCACGCUGCACAACCCGGAACAUGAAUAACACAAACUACAAAAGUUACCGCCUCUGGUGGCCACUUACAAGCAUCAUGAUUCAAAACUAUUGCCUUUUGAACAGUAUUCUCGAGAAUCUUGGUAUGUGAAUCUAUGAACUAUAUCUCUGAAAUUGUAUGUUAUUUCUGCAGUGAAUAGCCAGCGUAAUGACUGGUUCUUAUACAAGUAAUGAAGGAUCCACUUGUGUCUAUAGUAAAACUGUCUAGAAUCUAUCGUUUUGCAUAUCAGAAUUAACUCCUGUAGUCUGUUCAUGUUAAAACUAUGCACAAAUGGUUAAUAGUUUUGUUACUGAAGAAUGUUACUGUAUGUAUGUACCAAAAUGAUGGCUUACUGUAAAUGUUUUCUUACUUUUCAGCUUUAUUUAGUGAAUUAUUAUAUUUUAUUACAAAGCGGUGCAUUCACAGUUACAGAAAUGCAGUGCCCUCAUUCCCGCAGUAAUGUCUGCAUUAUGAAACAGUGUUAAUUGCCCUCUUAAGCUGAUUUUUGUUGUUAAGAUGACUACACAGUAUAUUUUUGCCAAAUGUAUUAUGCUUUUUUUUCCCUGUGUGGAUCGGUGGCCAAAGAUUAGCGGGUCUUGUUGCAUGAUUGUGUCAUUUAUAUAGCCAUAUCUGGAUGUGCAGAGCACCCACAGUGCAGUAAAUCAGUUAGUUGGACCUAAAUAUGGUGGCAUGUUGUAAUACAAUGAAUAGCUACAGCUAUAGUGUGUAUGGGUGUGUGUGUGUGUGUGUGUGUGUGUGUGUGUGUGUGUGUGUGUGUGUGUGUGCACGCAGAGUCACAAUAGCCAAGGUAUGAAUCCCCUCUUAGGUUGUAGUUAAGCUGCUAAUAACAUCAAAGUGCCUUAUAUCCAUUCCACAGUCUGUGUAUUCAAAUAAUGUACCGUGAAGCUUUAGUAGAGACAUUGAAGCAAUGAUCGUAGUCAGCUUAGAUCAGAUGUUGCUAGAUGUUUUAGUGCCACAUUGCUGCACAGACAGAAAUGGCAAUAGCGCAGCAUCAAAGUGGAAACUAUGACUUUUAUCUGUCAGUAUUUUGUAGAAAAGUCAACAGAAAGAACAUUAUUGGUAGUGCUUUCCACUCUGCUACUGUAUUAUUGUCACCAUAAUACUAUGUGCUAUUAAAUGCAUUCACAUUUAAACUGAUUUAUUUCAACACAUACUGUGUACUGUUGAUGCAAAUUUGGAUAAGUAAAGUCAGUAAAGAGGUGUGGAGUAGUCACAUGACUUAGACUCAAGUCAGACUCAAGUCACUAAUUUGAUGACUUUAGACACAACCAAAAAAGACUUGCUAUCAACUUGGGAUGAAACACCAAUGACUCGUGGCUUCGCCUGGACUUGACCAUUUUGACUUGAAAAUACUUGAUACCAUCCCCCAAGAAUUUAAAAAUGUUUUUCUUAAAAAGUGUAACAUGAAUCAGUUCAUUUCCUGAAUUAACAAGCAUUAGCAUGAUUCAUUAUCAGCAAAUCCACACUAAGUUUCGCUAACGGCCGACGCUAAUUACACCAAUCUGACAGCAUCCAAUCAAGUUGCAGGAGAGAACCGUGAAGAAAGAACUUCAUGUCACUGAGUUGGAAAAAAAAGACACAAAAAUCAACUUUGUUUGCAUACAAAAACUACGCAGUAGUCAACAAAAAUCAAGUGCAGUAAGCAAGAAGUGUGGGUUGAAAAUUACAGACUGAGCCGAAACUUCCAACUUCAAUUUUAGGUUGAACAAAAUCUGUAAGUUGAGGCUAAUGUUAACAGCUAAGUAACUUUUUAACAAACUAGUUUCAACAAAUGACUACACUUUUUUAAAAGCAUUUGUAAUUUUUGUAAAUUUAAUAUAUUGUCACAGUCGUUAUACUGGCAAGACGUUUGGCGAAGAGCCCAUUACGACAUGUUAAGGACUUGAAACACAAAGUUUAGGACUUGGGGCUUGAUUCGAGACUUGAGCGCAACGACUUGACUCUUACUUGUGACUUGCAAAACAAUGACUUGCUGUCACCCAGAAAUAAAUAGUUGGUGAGAAUUUUAACCUGUAGCAUUCAGUAUCUACAGAAACAACUAAAUACAUCAUCACUCCAGUGUGUCUCUCUGCUUUUUCAUUGGAGGAGAGACCUGUUUUUAAAAUUUUAGGUUUCAGAUACUACGAUAGUCUAUAUAUUGGGGUGGAUUUUCCCUUUAAGAAACCACUUGUGUGCAUUUUCCACCCUGGGAUGAAAAGUAGCUGUGGUCACUGUUUACAACCAUAUACGUUCUAGAGAACUGUAAGAUGUCGACUGUACAUAACCUGUUUUUAUUUUUUCUUGCCUUAAUAUACUGCAAAGUGUUGACAGAUGUAUGGCUGUAACUGGCUGCUGAUAUGACAUGGAUUGCAUGAUUCAAUAAACCAUCUGACAAAGUAA
Molecule: messenger RNA, 5372 nt
Organism: Plectropomus leopardus (leopard coralgrouper)
Lineage: Eukaryota; Metazoa; Chordata; Actinopteri; Perciformes; Serranidae
Gene: rassf8a
Product: Ras association domain family member 8a
Biological process (GO): signal transduction
Source: RefSeq, a predicted model, not a curated record